Molecule: messenger RNA, 2677 nt
Organism: Electrophorus electricus (electric eel)
Lineage: Eukaryota; Metazoa; Chordata; Actinopteri; Gymnotiformes; Gymnotidae
Gene: lrrc58b
Product: leucine rich repeat containing 58b
Cellular component (GO): cytoplasm
Molecular function (GO): protein binding
Source: RefSeq, a predicted model, not a curated record
CAGAGGCGCUGUGUAAAUGUCCCACACUUUAUUCUGGAGUAGCCUGUGCGACCCAUUCUGUGUAGUAACCCCAGUGACAACCAUUUGUGUUUUGAGAGGUAGCUUCAUCCCAAAAACUUUGCUCGAGGAGUCGUUGAUUUUUUGAAUUUAAAAAUGGAACUCUUCGAAGGAGCCAGCGGCGUCGAAGACGUUUUAGAUUUGUCGCAUUUGAACUCUAACAGUUUGAAUUUUAACAGCAUUGGCGACAAACGGAGGAAAGACACCAGGCACCUUCACCUUUCUCAUAACAGACUUAUGGUGCUUCCCGAUUCGAUCCAUUGGUUCACAAACCUUGAGUUUCUGGACAUCAGCAACAAUGGAUUGUCGGUCAUUUGUGAAGACAUAACCCGACUGACCAAACUUAAGACACUGCUUGCUAAGAACAAUCGCUUGGAUGAGUUUGCAAUGCCCAAGGAAUUUGGCACAUUACAGCUGCAAGUGCUGAACUUCAGUGGGAACAGAUUUGAGGAAAUACCCGCACAGUUUUUAGAGCUACAGCGGUUACAGUCUCUGUCUCUCGGAGGAAACAGACUAAAAAGUAUCCCCGCAGAAAUAGAAAAGUUAACCAGUUUGGAGAUGCUGUAUUUGGGGGGGAACCUGAUCUCCACUAUCCCAGUGGAACUGGCCAGCCUGCCUUUCCUCACCUACCUGGUGCUGUGUGACAAUCGCAUCCAGAGCAUCCCGCCACAGUUCACUAGACUCCACUCCCUGCGCUCUCUCAGUCUCCACAAUAAUCUUCUGACCUAUCUUCCCCGUGAGAUCCUCAGCCUGGUGCAGCUACAGGAGCUCAGUCUCCGUGGCAACCCCCUGGUUGUGCGCUUUGUCAAGGACAUGACCUACGACCCCCCUUCCCUUCUGGAGCUGGCUGGUCGGACCAUAAAGUCACGCAAUCUGCAGUACUCAGAAGAAGACCUGCCCAGUCACCUUAUCAGAUACUUAGAUCUUGCCAGCAAGUGCCCCAAUCCCAAGUGUGCAGGCGUGUACUUCGACUCGUGCGUGCGCCACAUCAAGUUUGUGGAUUUUUGUGGGAAGUACCGUCUGCCACUCAUGCACUACCUGUGCUCCCCAGAAUGUUCCUCUCCCUGCAGCUCCAACCCACAGAGUGAUGCCGAUUCAGACGAUGACCAGUCUGUGCCAGCAGACCGCCUGCAAAGAGUGCUGCUGGGAUAGUGCUCACGCACUGUGCUCAAUCUCUCUCUUUCUCUCUUUCCUUCUGUCUCUCUAUCUGGUGCUGCUUUGAAAACACACUGAACUUUGUGGCUGAUUUGUUUAGAGUCUGUCAGUUGAGGGGACAUUUUGUUUUUUAGGCCCAUAUUUCAAAAUGUGUUGAGUGUGAAGUCUCAGGUACGCACACGUAAUAUUGUCAAAUGCUUAAACAAAAGGGACUUGUGUUCCCUUUUCUAACCAAGUAAAUCAAAGCCACUUGGCGUUGUGCUUUGCUUGGCAUUUAAUAGUUUAACCAAGGUGCCUUGAUGAUCAAACCCUUUGGAGGGCAUAGCUCUUUUGGGCUUUUUAAGUGCUAUGAAAGAGACGGUAAGUAUCUGUGUUUGGUGAUAGUGGGGAAGUGUGGAGAUCUGUUCAUCCUGUCUACCACUUGCUAAACAACGCACACUUUUCUAUAGAUUUACUGUGAAUUAAAAAGAAAAAAGUUAGAAAAAGUGUGUGCAAGUGUGUUUGUCUACAUGUAGUUGUGUGUGUGUGUGUGUGUGUGUGUGUGUGUGUGUGUGUGUGUGUGUGUGCGAGAGAUUGAAGGAUAAAUUAAACAGAUCUAAAAUAGUUUUACCUAGUAACUUCAUAUCCUUUGGCUUCACAUGUACUUUUCAGGUUUUCAUGUGUUUUUUGGAUUUUGUGAGUUUGGAUAAUAGUAUGCUGUCUUUAAAGGUGUCUGUUACAUUGCUUUUUGAGCAUGGUUCUCUAUAGGAUGAAAGUUUUUUUAAAAAAUGUAAAAAAAAAAAAAAUCAUAUUUAGUUUAAAAGGUCACCAGGGGCGAGAUUCCCAAAGCGAUCUAAAACGUAGGUUGAUACAGGUUUGGAAAUUAAACAUCCGAGGACUUUACGUUUAAAAUCUAAACUUGUCCAUCUUGUAGUAUAAUUGUUUUGCCUUUUAAAGAAUGUGAUACUACACUGCUUUUCGAGUGGAAACAUUUCAUAUUUCUUUAACUGUAUUCUUGAGUAACAAGUAAAUAAAUACAUUUUAAUAUUAAGGGAGGCUUAAUAUUGUACUAUAAAAGAAAAAUAAAUCUACUUGUCAAUUGCUUAGUUUUACUACAAAAAAAAAACAAUUCAGAAAAAAACAAAAAAUCCAAUCAAAAAGGCCAAACUUUCUUAAUCACAAAGUUUGAAUGUUGCACCUGGAAAAUAUAUUCAUUAAAUAAUGACAUCCUUAAUUUUCAUCUUAAUUGUUUUACUUAAUAAUUGAUAAUUUACUUCCUUGUGUUUUGCUUUUGUACCAAGUCCACUUGUAACACUUCUUCAAGGUCUCCCUGGCACAGAAGAAAAUAUUUUAUUUAAUAUGAAGGCAGUAGUGUUCAGUAGGCUCUCUAGAUCUCUGAUGGUGUUUGAGAAAUGCACUUUUCCCUCUAAUACUGAAUCUGAUAAUAAAGGAAUUUUAUUAAAAAUAAAAUAAACUUAUAAAAACA